AAUAUCCAAAAAUACGCUAAUAAGGUAGUCCAACUCGUUAAGCAAAAAAACAAAAGACUAUAAACGGCAAGUAAAGCGUCUCUUUCACAUCAGUUUCUAUUCUCUGGUUUCUUCUUUCUAUUUUUUCCCCUCCCGCCUCUGAGUCAACACUAUGAAAAUGGAGGAGAUGAGUGGGAAUGAUGAACAAAAACCAGAGGCGGAGAAGCCAAAUCAGGGGAAGGAACAAAAUCGAGUGUUGGGGAUUUUUUCGAAUAAGAUCGAAAGUAUUGAUUUGAAGCCCGGAGAUCAUAUUUAUACAUGGCGAUACAAUUAUCUCUACUCCCAUCACGGAAUAUACGUUGGCGAUGAAAAGGUGAUACAUUUUACCCGAAGCGCUGAUCAUGAAGUUGGAACGGGCACCUUUCUGGACCGCUACUUAUUCAGCUCAUCACCCAGUAAUACUUCAGGCCCCCCAUGUCCAACGUGUGGUGAUCAAUCUAGAAGUAGUGGUGUUAUUUCUUCAUGUCUUGAAUGUUUUCUGUCUGGCGGUGAGCUCUACAAGUUUCAUUACGGUGUGUCACCAACAGUUUUUCUUGCGAAAGCACGUGGAGGAACAUGCACACUUGCUGCUUCUGAUUCAGCAGAACAUGCCAUUCACCGUGCUGAAUUUCUGCUUCAAAAUGGUUUUGGAGGAUAUAACAUUUUUAAGAAUAACUGUGAGGAUUUUGCAAUCUAUUGCAAGACAGGGUUGCUAAUAUUCUCAUCUGUCAGCGUAGGCCGAAGUGGUCAGGCAACAUCCUUUGUGGCCGCUGCAACUGCCGUUGUCUCAUCCCCAUUACGUUUCAUGACAACUAGCUUUCCUGGUCUAGCUGCUGUUGGAUGCGGGAUAUAUUGUCUCAGCCGAUAUGUUUCUGAUAUUGGAGUUCGCCGUGAUGUGACGAAAAUUCCUGUUGAGAGGCUGGUUGCUCAUUCUGUUUUGGACGAAUCCACUGUUGGCUCUGAGCUUUUCAACGAUAUUGCUUCUGAGACGUGUAAGAAAGAAUAAUUUUAGAUUCAUUGAGCUAUUUGAGGUUUGCAAGGAGCUGUCUAUUUAAGUACUACCUUUGUGAAGAAGUUCUAUAUUACCGGAUUAUUGUUGUUAUUGACUGGUGAUAAGGCUUAUGUGAAACAUUUGCUGUUUUUCUGUUGAACAUGAAUACAUGAUCAUUGUAAGUUAUGUUGAGCCUCGCUGUUUGUAAUCAGAUCUUAUAAAGCCGUAGUUUCUUUGCUUUUGUUUUGGAUUGUUCUUCGUUAUGUCUCUUUUUAUCUUGGAUUUUCAAUGAAUGAAACCCCAAAGAAAUUGAACAGAAUGACAGAGUAUGGUGUUGAAUACUUAUUUUCUAGAGUUAGUAUGUUAAGACACGUGAUUGUCUCCUGCAUAACUGAUCAGUUUUUCAUCUAGUUAUGACAGUUGCUGAGCCUUUUAGGUUUCUGGCUGAACCAGAGUAACUAACUAUACAUGC
Molecule: messenger RNA, 1481 nt
Organism: Oldenlandia corymbosa var. corymbosa
Lineage: Eukaryota; Viridiplantae; Streptophyta; Magnoliopsida; Gentianales; Rubiaceae
Source: the annotation of a GenBank genome assembly